CUAUGUUCUUGGUGCUCGGUGGUCCAAAAACAUAAACACGCUCCUAGCCAACAGUUGCUGGCAUCGUCUCUUGGAGUUCACUCUCUUAUCAUAAGUGCGCGUCCUCUUUCUCUAAAAGUGACGAAUUUCACCCCCUUUAUUUAUUUAUUUGUGAUAUUCCUGCAUUCAGGACAGAGUGUCACCUUUUUAUCUCUAUUUUGUUUUGUUGAACUGAUCCUUAAGGACUUGGUGUGCUCCAUUUCUGAGUGACUUAGUGCUUGGAAUUUGGUAAAAUUAACUAAAUUGAAUUGAGAGGUUGCUGUUGAAUACCAGCCACCUCUAGAGGAUACAUGAGUGAGAGAAGAUCCUUUUAAAAUACAUGAUAUAUCUUCUGUGACUGUGGUGUCUACCAUCUGAAUUAUUAACAGAUACUCAAAAAAAAAAACUCCGAGUAUCUAAAGGGAAAUCCUAAUUAGUGGUGUUGUUGGUGGUUCUAUUUCGAGGGGGUUUAUAGAGAAAGCUAAAUUCUGUUCAAGAGAUAAAUGUGAGUGAAAAAAAGUGGACUAACCUUGAGGCAUUAAAAUGGAUACACUUUCCUGUCGUUCUGGAUGAAUAGACACAAUCCAUUCGUCAAUUUACAGAUUGUUGGGGAUGGAAGAACAGCUGUUUGACAUCACUUGAGGGGGCUGCUGGACGCCGUCUGAAGCUUCUGGGGAACAGCAGAUCGACAUGCUCCCCCUGAGCCUAGGCGUUCCCCUUGCUAUUGUCUCAGUAAUUGGUCUCCUCAUGAAUGGAUACAUUUUGCUCGUCGUCAUUCUCACAAAACAGAUCUCAGCCAACAAUCUGCUUCUGCUGCAUCUGGGUCUUGUGGAUUCGCUGCUGUGCUUCCUGUUCCUGCUCUUCUCACUGCCCAGCAUCGCACGCCCCGGCUCCUGGCUCAUCACCGAAGAGACACCUUGCAAUCUGCAUGGUCUCCUGCUGAUCCUACUCCAUCCCGUGGCCCUGUGGACUGUUUGUGGUCUCAACUGUGAUCGGUUCUACGCCAUCGCAGCUCCCCUGCACUACGGUACCCUCGUCAAUACGCGAAAGGUGAUUCUGGGACUAGGCUGCGGCUGGCUCGUGGCCAUCCUCCUCUGCAUUCCACCCUUCGUUAGUGUCGCCCCAUUCCGCUACAGUCCCGAUCUGGGAGCCUGUACGCCCGACUUUGAACUCAGUGGAUCCCUAUGGUAUGCUCUGGCCUACACCCUCAUCACCUUCAUCCUGCCAGGUGUUCUCAUUGUAGGCUGUAAUAUCAAGGUUCUUAUGAUCGCCCGGUAUCAUCGACACAGAAUCGCCUCAGCUAUCUAUGAGGUGACUCUAUCAGCUCAGGUGACGAUCACCCACCAAAGGAACCCCUUCUUUGUCCCCACAGUCACUGCCCCGAGUGCUGGAGGGCCUAAAUUCCGUUCUCGGAGUCCCGUGUCCAGUGUCCUGCAACUCGUGGGCUCCUUCUUCAUCCUCUAUGUGCCGUACUACGUAGUGAUCCUGUGGCAGGGAGUCACAAGUAUCAUGUAUGAGAACCACAAUGGCGAAGAUGUCCGGGUGAAUCGUCAUCUGGUCCUUACAGCGGCGGUCCUGCUCACAUGCUCUUCUCCUGUCAAUGGACUGCUGUAUGGGUUGAAGAGCAAAGUGAUGCGAAAGACAUUCCAGAACUACUGGCGAAAGCAAAUGUCCAAGAACCAAAUGAACCACGAGAUUCAGGCACGAACGCCUUCAACUUGUGGCUCACGAAGACCAUCCCUAACUCCUCUGGGCUUCCUAACAAGACCUGCUCUCCAGAGGCGUCUGUCAGAGACGCUGAUAAAUCUGGACAGAGGUGCAGAUGGCACAGGGAAGCCACAAAUGAAGAGGAUAGCAUCGGAAUUGGCAUGGAGACCAAUCAAUUUCAACGGUGAACUAGACAGCCCGACAGCGCCGCAUAGAGACUCCAUCCCACACACGUCCAGUUGCAAUACCCUCCAAGUGCCGAAAGUGGACAAUGAAGUGGCCACAGUUGCGGAUCAGGAACUAUAUCUGAGUCUCAAGAAUUCCUUCAGAGGCUCCACAAAGAGUGGCCCAAAUCCCCGUGCCCACAAUUCCUUCGUGUCCUCAGCCAAACCCGUGCUGAGUACAGCGAAUCUCCUGCUGCACAAGGUGCUACGCAUCGAGCAUGGCCAAUCCAAUGGGGAUUCAUAUCACAACAUGAAGAAACUCCCAGCACAAAUAUCCCCACCUCGGCGUUCCCCUCGAAUCCUCAUCACACGCGCCUUUUCGGAAGAGAGCGACAAGACACCAUCGGGUCCGGGUUCCCCAGCCAAAGAGAAACUCCAUCGGCAGUACUCAAGUUCCUGCACUCUGCUUGAACGAAAGUGGAAGAUGGUGAAGUACCAGGAUGAGGAAACACGUGAAAGUGACAGCGAAACAGAUUCAAGGAAACCGGAUUCAAGUACAGCCAGCAAUUCCACAACAGUCUCAGAGGCUUCCUGCAGACGGUACUCUUCACUGGAGGAGCACACAUCUCUGGGCAGGGAUGCCUUUGGGGAGACUGAACCCGCCGAGGAACAAUUGCUGCUCUCGUGGCCUACGACAAGGAAGAAAUUCGGAGCCAUCAGCAGACAACGAAAAUUCAACGGCAACAGCACCAUUCUCGGACACCGCAGUCUUAGGCCCAAUCCUCUCUACUCCGACCGAUCCGAGGAACCCGAAGUUGUCCUAUAACGCGAUGGGAAAACUAGUGAGAGGAAUGGUUUCCACAAUGAGCACUAAUUUUGGUAGAUUUUUUGAGUUUUUCCCAAAUCUCCAAAUGCGCUUUAUUGCAAAUCAUUCGGUGGAAGAUCUCUAGGAACUAAUUUGAUCAGUCCACCUCUUCUCAUUAGGUUAGGUUAAACCUAACCUUAAAAACAUUACGACACUUUUUAGAGGUUAAAAACAUUUACAUAAAUUUUACAAAUUUUCAAAAAU
Messenger RNA from Phlebotomus papatasi, 2958 nucleotides. RefSeq lists its product as uncharacterized. Gene Ontology annotation, biological process: G protein-coupled receptor signaling pathway. The transcript has 6 exons. Bases 709 to 2715 code for a protein of 668 amino acids. The record is from RefSeq and is a predicted model, not a curated record. Gene Ontology annotation, cellular component: membrane. Lineage: Eukaryota; Metazoa; Arthropoda; Insecta; Diptera; Psychodidae. Gene Ontology annotation, molecular function: G protein-coupled receptor activity.